Molecule: messenger RNA, 267 nt
Organism: Micromonas commoda
Lineage: Eukaryota; Viridiplantae; Chlorophyta; Mamiellophyceae; Mamiellales; Mamiellaceae
Exons: 1
Coding region: 1-267 (88 amino acids)
Source: RefSeq, a predicted model, not a curated record
AUGUCCAGCGCUCUCCUGAAUCUCGCGCGUCGCGCGGUCGCGCAGGCACCCGCGCGCGUCGCCGCCCGUCGCGGCGUCUCCACCUCCGCGCCCAAGUUCGGUGGCGCGGACGAGCCCGCGUACAUACACGCCGAGAAGAUGUACGACGUGGGCGCGACCAAGGCGCGCCCGCUCGUCUUCGGCGUCGCCACCGCGGCCGUCGUGCUCAUCGGGGGGUACAUCCCCGUCUACGCGUGCCAGUUCCAGAACCGCAAGGCGUCCGGCUAA